GAACACACCAAUACCACACAGGCCACAGGCAUCUUUCAGGCAAGUCCUCUUUGUAUCUUUAUUCAAUUGAUGUGACAUACUUGAUUUUGGUUAUUAUUUUAGUUCACAGAACACUUGUAAAUUAGGUAAAUGCAUUUUCUUUCAAAUAUAUAUUAGUGCAGAAAUGUUCAGGUAUUUAAAAUUAAAUGACAUGAUAAAAUGGUAGUUACACAGUUUAACCAUUGAAAUACCCAAGCAACUGUAUAAAAUACAAAAAUUCAGGUCACCUUUGUGGAACUUAAACAACUCUACAAACAGCUUCAAGAAAAUGGACAGCGUCCAACAUAUUGACUCAGCAAAAGUCAAUGAAGGAGCCAAAAAGGACAUAGAGCUACACAAUCAAAGGGACAAAUCCAUAGAGGAGGGACAGAGACUCCUCAUCCUCACCGAUGAGCAGCCGUGGAAACCAUGGCAACGGUCCCGCUCCUGGGUAAAAGGUCAGGCGAAAGGGAUUAUUGCAAUAACAAAAAAUAUCGCUGAUCGAUGCUAAAUCCAUCUAUAUAAUGUUACAGUUUUUCUCAAUUGCAUACAAGCAGUUUUGGGAUAUGUAUUGAAAUGUAUCUAUAGCAGAACAGCAAAGAUCAAAUGUUCAAAUAAUUUGAUUGUCUUUGUACCUGAUUUGCAUAUCUUAGACCACCUUUUGCGACACUUUAAAUACAAAUGUCAUCAGUGAAUACAAAAUUCACUGUUAAGUGUUUAGUUCACAGAAUAUUAAUGCAUUGUUUUCAUCAAAAGAGAAAUGUGUGUAAUUGUGUUCACUGUUUCCGACAAUCAGAAAAUACUACUUAAAUAAAUUCUAAAUCACCCCAUUAGUGUCAUAUCAUGUACAAUGUAGGGAAAGACCUAGGCAAUAGGGACUGUCAUGUUUUUAUGAUUCUUUACAAUAUUAUGGACAUGCAGAGAUGCAGAGAAGGUUGGGUUAUUUCUAAGUAACUUUGAGUUACUCCUAAGUCAUUAUCUCCAACAUUGUGACCUUCCAUUAUAGAGCUUUGCUUUGCUGUGGAUUGAGGCCUCAUUCAUAUCAGUUGUGUUCCUCCAUUGUAUUCACCUUUCCUUAUUUCUAUUGUGGAUUGUGUUUCUGUGCGCCAAUGAAAAGUCUACAAAACUAUUAGCAAACCAGCCUUUGUAUUGAAUACAUGGAACUGGAUUGUGAUGACACCGAUGAAUGAAUCCUGCACACAAUGUGCUUAUUUUUUUUAAAGGAAUAAUGUUUGAUUGGAUAUGUAUGAAAUUGUUUGGUGAAAUAUGCAUAAAAGGAGAGUAAUUGUCCAUAAUUCUGCACCUUUGGAUAGUUGUACUUCCAAUUUUGAUCAUCAUGAUUUACUGACUGCAAAUUGUUUUUAUUAAUCUACUGAGAUUUUUAAAAGACAGACUAACUUUCUGGUUUUUCUGCUUGGACUCAAGAGAUAAGUAUGGUUGCGUUAAUCUUUUUGCAGGCAAUUGUGUUCUUUUGAUGAAUGUAUUUGCAGUUUUGACGGUAUAAUAUAGUUUUAUUUAUUAUUAUUUAUGAUGUAUUUAUGUGUUGAAAACGCAUGUACUGUUUUGAAAAUCGACAACACUGUUCCAAAAAAGGCUUGUAAGCGAUUGAGAAUUACUGUAAGUGCCUACUUUAAGGGUAAUCUUCUCUUAUUUCAUGUAUUGUCAAUGUGUGCCAUUGCCAUUUUGUCUGUGGUAAAUCUGCUAAGUUAACACAUGCUGCUCUUUGUCUAGAGUGUCUGGUGAGGGUGAGAUGUGUCAUGGGUUCCCUGAUGGGGAUGGAGUGGUACUGUUUCGCUGCUCUCGGGGUUCUGACCGCUUUCCUUAGUUUUCUCAUGGACCUGAGUGUGGCAAAGCUGCUUCGAGGUUAGAAACACAUACACAUAUGCACAAACAUUCAGUAUAGAGUAUGUAGCUGGGUGAGUGAUACUCCUCUCUUGCCCCCCCCCCCCCCCCCCCCACCCCCCCUCCCUCUCUCACUGUAGCUCACCAGUGGUUGUAUAGUCAGUUGGAGGGCCACUGUCUGCUGCAGUUCCUGUGCUGGACCCUGUACCCAGUCUCACUCUCUGCGCUGUCCACAUCUUUCUCUCAAAGCAUCUGUCCAUUCUCUGCAGGUAGGAGUUGAAAAAUUAGUACAGACCGGGAAGAAAUGUGAGGCCUAGAAUGACCCUAUCCCGCCCAGUUAAAAUCAGGCAUGAUGACAUAACAAAGUCAAAACAUGGUGUUUUUAUCCAAGUUACAUAAACUUUAUCUGACAGAAAAAGACAAGAAUUAUGUUAUUUUCUAAAUCCACAUAAUGACAUUUAGAGAGACGUAGCCAACAGAAAAAGUCAAACAUGAUCUAAUCAAUGAACCUACCAUGAAAUAAUUUGUGGCAGACAGAAAAGUCAAACAGUAUCUAUUUGAUUAACCUAUUCAAUAAUACGUCUGGCAGGCAGAAAAAGUAAAACAUCAUCGAAUUGAUGAAACUACCCUUAAAUAAUUGGUGGCAUGGUACGAGUCAAUGUUUCUCUGUUUCUACCUUUAGUGCAAGGGAUUGACAAGCUACAGUAUGUCUCAUCUCCUAUAGGCUAUAUGAGGACUACUUAGAUUCAAACUAACACUUCAGAAUUUGACUGUCAUCAUUUGUUUUGUAUAAUUGUGCAACAGGCUUUAAAAGAAUAAUGAUAUUGCACAAAAUCACAGUAAUGUGCAGAGUUAAAAGUCUAAGCACCUGGUUGGCUCCUGUCUUUGGCUUUCCGCCUUUAGGUUCUGGGGUUCCAGAGGUGAGGACCAUCCUGUCUGGUGUGGACAUGCCACAUUACCUGUCCCUCACCAACCUAUUUGCCAAAUACGUGGGUCUCAUCUGCACACUGGCAGCCGGCAGCACUGUCUUCCUGGGAAAAGUGGUAUGAUACUCCUCUUUUCACUCUCUCUCUCUCUCUCCCUCUCUCUCCUCUCACACGCACACACACACAAAUAAUGUCUCCGUUCCAACUUCCAGGGUCCAUUUGUGCAUCUCUCCACCAUGGUGGGAGCCUAUCUGAACCGUCUCUGCACUGUUCUCCGUGGUGAGAAGGAGGUAAUAUUGUGUUACAGGGGAAAAAAAUCCACAAAUGGGCAAUAUUUUGUGUACUCAUGUCCUCUUCUUCAUGUUGUUUCUAUAGGAGAGAACUGAAGGAGCGAUGCUGGUUGUGGCUGCUGCUGUUGGAGUAGCCAGCUGCUUCGGGGCCCCUAUCAGUGGUGUGUAUAGAAGUCACAUCACCAUACAGUAUCUAGCAUAGAGCAUUAGAAUUCCAGUAUAUUUUAUUUAAAUGUAUCUCCUCACUUCAUCUGUCUCUCUCUGAGUUGUGAAAUUGACAUGUACCUCUCUCCUCUCGGUCCUUUCCCAUCUCGCUUUCCCCUGUCUCUUCAUUCUGCCUCUCUCUUUCUCUUGCCCUCCACCACCACCUCUCUCCCUCUUUCCUCUCUCUCCCUCCUUCUUUAUCUGUCCCUCCUCCCCCUCACCUUUCCCCUGUCUCUCUCCUCCCCCUAGGUGUGUUGUUUAGCGUGGAGGUGAUGUGCUCUCACUUUGCCCUAAAAGACUACUGCCCAUGCUUCUUUGCGUCGGCCUGCGGAGCGCUCACCUUCCAUCUGCUCUCCAUGUGGAGCGGCGAGCAAGGUGAGGUGGCCAAUAUAAUGAAAUAGAAUACAUGUUGUGAAUGUAUCCCUGACCAAGAUGGCUGCCAUUAUCACCACACCUUAGAGCUAUAGAUGGGUUGGUUGUUUAGCAACAAAACCGAUGCGUGCGCAACUAUGGGGCAAAACAGACGGGUUGGCUUAGAUUGUUGACAACAUGUAAACUAUAUUUAGUCUCCAAUGUUUAUUGAAAACAUAAAUAAAGUUGCACAAUGAGCACUUUUUGUCUCUCAAAUACAUCGUUACUGUUGUUGGUUAGCUAGCUAGAGAAUUGUAGCCAUACUAGCAUAGAUGUGACAUCAGUCAAAACUCCUCAAAACAAGACAUGGUUUCAAGACCAAGAUUAAACUAACUGAAAUGAGUCACUUAAGAUUCCCCACAUGGCAGUUUCUUGUCAUUGUUGCUAGCUAUCUGGCAUCCAGAAUCACAACAACACACAGCCUUCUGCCCCACUGAAGCAUGCUCAUCAUUUUCGUGGUGUUCUCAGCUAAUCCGUCUAUGAGGGUCAAAGCCUAAUAGAAUUGUCUUAGUAUUGAAUCUAGAUAUGCAUUCUAUGGUGAUUUCAUUAGGAAAGGCCAAGGGAGAGCUGUGUGCAGCAGUAUAGAGUGAAAGGGAAGCAGAUUGUGUUCUAUGCCUCCUCCAGAGACUCUUCAGGCCUUGUUUCAAACCAGCUUCUCAGAUGACUUGCCUUUCUACCCACUGGAGAUUCCAGUCUUUGCUGUAUUGGGGUAAGUCUGUUUUGUCACCAUGUUGGUGAAUCUUCUGUAGUGGGGUAAUAUUUGAUAUGCGUAUAUAUACUGUAUACCUCACACACGACCCAUAAUAAGACUGUAAAGUUAAUAUGACAUAAAGUAUAUUAAAUGAAUUAUCUGACUCCAUAAGAUGAUUUAGCGAUAUGCAACCAAUACUCUUAAAGAGCUACAGGAAUAGACUAUCAAGAAAGGAAUAAGAAUUGUCUAUAUCAAAGGCAGAUGUUUAAUAUCAUUGUAAAAUGAAUGAAAUCACAUACAAGGCAUAAAGCUUAAGUUAUAAAGCAUUAACAAGCAUUACAAGGCAUUAUUCUAGGCAUGAUCAGAGAGAGAGAUAGAGAAGUCAUAGCCUGAAAAGCCAUGCCACAAGAGUCCAUGGGCUGGAGAGAGAAAGAGAGAAAGUGUAUCUUACCAGCACAGGUCAGGAACAAAGAAAGAGAGGAAGACAAUGAAGCUAAUAACCUUUUAUAAGCAUCUGACUUGUUUGGAUUGAAAAUCUGAGUUGUUGACCAAUAGCAUUAAGUGAGUCAACUUCCAAUCAGAUAUCAGACCUACAUGAUGUAAAGACAACUGAACCUCUGUAUCGCAGAAGUGUGACAAAAUGGGGGUUGGAGAGAUAAUGCAGCAUUCCUAAGACAACACAAAGGAAACCUCGCAUACAGUUGAUGAGUCACUUCAGGAGCUGGGCCGCCCUACAUCUUCUAUAUCUAUAGUUCAUCUAUAGUGUUCAAAAUCAUUGUAAUUCAUGUAAUCAUUGCUUCAGAGUAAGUGAUGUUGUUCAGCUUUCAUUAGAUUGCAAAUGUUCAGCUUUGUCUCGCUUCCAUAUGUUACCAUUAUACCUAUGAGCUUUUCACCAUACCUUUUCUCUAGGUAGACUCCUCCAUUUCACCCUUUCCCCUCUCUCAAUGACUUCCAACUGCCCAUUGCUGCCUGUGCUAUGGCUAUAUACAGUGAGGGGAAAAAGUAUUUGAUCCCCUGCUGAUUUUGUACGUUUGCCCACUGACAAAGACAUGAUCAGUCUAUAAUUUUAAUGGUAGGUUUAUUUGAACAGUGAGAGACAGAAUAACAACAAAAAAAUCCAGAAAAACGCAUAUAAAAAAUGUUAGAAAUUGAUUUGCAUUUUAAUGAGGGAAAUAAGUAUUUGACCCCUCUGCAAAACAUGACUUAGUACUUGGUGGCAAAACCCUUGUUGGCAAUCACAGAGGUCAGACAUUUCUUGUAGUUGGCCACCAGGUUUGCACACAUCUCAGGAGGGAUUUUGUUCCACUCCUCUUUGCAGAUCUUCUCCAAGUCAUGAAGGUUUCGAGGCUGAUGUUUGGCAACUCGAACCUUCAGCUCCCUCCACAGAUUUUCUAUGGGAUUAAGGUCUGGAGACUGGCUAGGCCACUCCAGGACCUUAAUGUGCUUCUUCUUGAGCCACUCCUUUGUUGCCUUGGCCGUGUGUUUUGGGUCAUUGUCAUGCUGGAAUACCCAUCCACGACCCAUUUUCAAUGCCCUGGCUGAGGGAAGGAGGUUCUCACCCAAGAUUUGACGGUACAUGGCCCCGUCCAUCGUCCCUUUGAUGCGGUGAAGUUGUCCUGUCCCCUUAGCAGAAAAACACCCCCAAAGCAUAAUGUUUCCACCUCCAUGUUUGACAGUGGGGAUGGUGUUCUUGAGGUCAUAGGCAGCAUUCCUCCUUCUCCAAACACGGUGAGUUGAGUUGAUGCCAAAGAGCUCGAUUUUAGUCUCAUCUGACCACAACACUUUCACCCAGUUCUCCUCUGAAUCAUUCAGAUGUUCAUUGGCAAACUUCAGACGGGCCUGUAUAUGUGCUUUCUUGAGCAGGGGGACCUUGCGGGCGCUGCAGGAUUUCAGUCCUUCACGGCGUAGUGUGUUACCAAUUGUUUUCUUGUUGACUAUGGUCCCAGCUGCCUUGAGAUCAUUGACAAGAUCCUCCCGUGUAGUUCUGGGCUGAUUCCUCACCGUUCUCAUGAUCAUUGCAACUCCACGAGGUGAGAUCUUGCAUGGAGCCCCAGGCCGAGGGAGAUUGACAGUUAUUUCGUGUUUCUUCCAUUUGCGAAUAAUCGCACCAACUGUUGUCACCUUCUCACCAAGCUGCUUGGCGAUGGUCUUGUAGCCCAUUCCAGCCUUGUGUAGGUCUACAAUCUUGUCCCUGACAUCCUUGGAGAGCUCUUUGGUCUUGGCCAUGGUGGAGAUUUUGGAAUCUGAUUGAUUGAUUGCUUCUGUGGACAGGUGUCUUUUAUACAGGUAACAAGCUGAGAUUAGGAGCACUCCCUUUAAGAGUGUGCUCCUAAUCUCAGCUCGUUACCUGUAUAAAAGACACCUGGGAGCCAGAAAUCUUUCUGAUUGAGAGGGGGUCAAAUACUUAUUUCCCUCAUUAAAAUGCAAAUCAAUUCAUAACAUUUUUGACAUGCGUUUUUCUGGAUUUUUUUGUUGUUAUUCUGUCUCUCACUGUUCAAAUAAACCUACCAUUGAAAUUAUAGACUGAUAAUUUCUUUGUCAGUGGGCAAAUGUACAAAAUCAGCAGGGGAUCAAAUACUUUUUUUCCCUCACUGUAAAUACAUAUGCUCCUGCAGCUCUAACUGUGUAUUUCUUUAUCUCUCCAACAGGCUUCUGUGCGGAGCAGGUAGCUGUGCCUACCUAUUCUGUCACCGUUGGAUACUGCUGUUCAUAAAGACAAACAAAAUCCUGAUCAAAGUCUUGUCGACUGAGUGAGCAACCUGUGUUUAGAAACACUCCAUUGUAGAUUUUUAUAUGAAUCAGCCAUUUUAUAUUACACAACAACAUAUAACCGCUUGAUGAUAAGUUUGAUGUUGAUCUAACUGUUGAUCCAUUCCAUGAAAUAAUAAGAUGCUGUUUGGAUGUCUCUCUCUCUCUAGGAAGGCCCUAUACUCCGCUAUGGUGGUGUUCCUUCUUGCAUCUGUGACUUUCCCUCUUUCUGCUGGUCAAUAUAUGGCUUCCAAGGUGAGGAGGAUUUUUUAUGAGACAACAUUGGCAAGACAUGACAUUGAAAGUAUUGUCACAGGAUUGUUAUUUUGAAUGGAUAAUUGGUUUUGGAAGGCUCCUACAGCCCAGACUCCAGCUGCUGCUGCUGCUUCUUCUUCUUCUUCUUCUUCUUCUUCUUCUUCUUCUUCUUCUUCUUCUUCUUCUUCUUCUUCUUCUUCUUCUUCUUCUUCUUCUUCUUCUUCUUCUUCUUCUUCUUCUUCUUCUUCUUCUUCUUCUUCUUCUUCUUCUUCUUCUUCUUCUUCUUCUUCUUCUUCUUCUUCUUCUGUGAACCCUGCUAAAGGAAGGCUCUUUGUUUUUCUACCACAGCUCACCAUUAAGCAGCUCCUCUCUUCCCUCCUGGACAGCAGGCAGUGGACCUCUCAAUCCCACAAUGCCUCUGUGGCGUUGCAGCCAAACUUGUUUCCCUGGUCAGAGUGGAUUCCUUCAGGGAAUCCAUACCUCACUCUGGGAUUCUUCCUAUUCAUGAAGGUACAUGGGAGGAAAAGAAUAAUGGACAGAAUUGAAAGAGGAAUCUAUACAUGAAUAAUGUGAAAACAUUUGUAAAACCUUUAUCUCGAAUCGACAAGAGAUGCUGUUAACAAAAGCAGAAGUACCAAUAUACCAGCCCCAAGGUCCGCCAGAGGGCGCUGUUAUUCCUUACUUUUCCUUUGGCGUCCCAACUUGUUCUGUCCAGCUGGUUAUACACUCGUGUCCCGCCGCAACAAGCAGCCACAUAAAACAUUCACUUAAGGGUCUGCAUAUUUUCACAGGUUUUUUAGGGCUGCUCGGCAUUAAAGCUAGUUUAGGAGGAAACUGACUCCUUUGCAGCCUGAAUGGAGGAUGUUUUAUUUGGCUGCUUGUCGUGAGUGUAUCACGUCUGGGCAGAUCAAAUUGGAACGGCAGAGGAGAAAACGACAUAAGGAAUAAUUGCGCCCUCUGGCGGGUUUUGGGGUUGGCACUAUACCUAUAUUUUACCGUUAUGCAGUACUCUGGCUUUUUACAUGGACUGUGAAUCAGUACAUUUGUGUGUGAAAAAGCUUUUUUGUGGAGGGGAAAAAUUGUGGAAAAGCACAUUUAAAUGGUUACAUUUCACCUGAUUCUCAAUGCGAUUUUCACACCCAUACAGAUUCCUAUGACUUAUUAAUAUCACAAUAAUUACAGUCAUUCUGACAGUUGAAAUGUAAGGGGAAUACUUGAAUAUUUGAGCGGAAUGUUUGACUUCCGCUGUCUUUCAUUGUUUCUGUUGUGUAGAUGUGGAUGCUGGUGUUGGCUUGCACCUUGCCCCUGCCAGCCGGUUACUUUAUGCCUGUCUUUAUCUAUGGUAAGUGGGGGGGGGAUCAGCCUGAUCCCAGAUAUGUUUGUGCUCUUUUGCUAAUGCCAACUCCAUUGCUGCCAUUGUCAAGCCAUGUAAUGAUAGCACAAACAGACUGGCACUCAGGCUAGGGGAGAAUAACUAAAUCAUGUGGCCAAACGUGACCAAGCUGCCGAUGUGUAUUGCCACCCAAUACUAAAUAAUGUGUGUUCAUUUACAUUUGAUGUUAACAAUUGUUCCUGUAUUUGUUGCUGUUGGUCAGGUGCUGCUAUAGGACGUUUAGUCGGGGAAGGAUUGGCAUAUGUGUCCCUAAAUGGUGUCUAUUUAGACCAAGAUAGGAAUCCAAUCAACCCUGGAGGCUAUGCACUGGCUGGUAAACUAAUUGUAUACAGACAUGUCAUUUGAAAUGGAUAAAUAUAAACAAUGGUAUCUUUAUUUACAUGGUUAGCAGCUGGAAAGAGAAUGAUGAACCAAUCAUUUCAGAGGGGAAAUUAUUUGUGUUCUCUCUUGCCAACUCCUACAGUUAUCUGUUGUCACUCCAAACAUGUUUGGCAUGACAAUUCCAUAAGGAUUGGCCAGACAGGACAAACAGACUGGUACCUAGGCUAAGUUCUCAUUUGAUUGAUCUAAAUUUAGAAUUUGGGGUGUUCAGCACAUCUUUCAAAUGGAGAUAGAAACAUGGAUGAAAUAAUGUUCCAUCCUUUAAAGUAUAGCAAUGAGCUAUACUGUAUUGCCCAUGCUGUAUUAUCUAAGGUGCAGCAGCGUUCUCAGGGGCGGUCACACACACGCUGUCCCCUGCCCUCCUGGCUCUGGAGCUGACCGGCCAGUCCACCCACGCCGUGCCCAUCCUCCUCGCCACACUGGUGGCCAAUGUCCUGGCACGCUCUGGGCAGCGCCCAUCCUUCUACGAUGCCCUCUCCAUCAGCAAGAAGCUCCCGCACUUACCCUCCCUUCUCAAGGUCUGCCCAAGGUGAGUCACACAGGACACAUUACCCAGCUAGUCAUAACAUUCCCUAAAUGUUUUCUUUUGGUUAUUCAAAGAAGAAAAAAACUUUAACACAACGUUCUGAGAACAAAAUGUUUUAGCUAGGUAGCAACAGCAAGCGCUUAAGAAAGUGUAUGCGAAAACCAAAGAUUUGAUCAAAGAGACACACAUUUUCAAACAGCUCAAACAUUUUUACAGCUACCGACACAUGUUAAUGUCUCCUCCUUAAAUAAUUGGAUUACAGCUGCAUUUCAUAAGUGAAUCAAACUAAAUACCCCAGUUAUUGACAUGAGAGAUCUUCUGUUUCCCCCCAGGCUCUCCUCUGUCCCAAUAGGGAAGGUACUGGGUCCUGGAGGUCCAGUGCUGGAGAGGGCAGCUGGGCCAACGGAGGUUCAGCAGGUUCUCAACACAUGCAGCCAGACACAGAUCCCUGUGGUCGACACACUGGGUGAGUGUACCCACUUCAAAAACUAGUAGAGAUAAUUAGCAUAGCGGCAAGCCUCUGUCCAACUGAUGGUGGUAGAACAGCGGUUUGCCGCAUGCGGGAUUAUGAUGGCAAAACAACAGCUGCCCUCCCUUGCCUUGUUUUCUGUGACAGACUUACAACAUUCAAUUAAACUUAGUUUGAAUGUUUUUUUGUCCUACAUACAGUUGUGGUUCCUGUGACAAUAUGCCACAAUAGUUAAUGGCAACCCAACUGUCACUUAUACGUCAACUGGCAGUCAGCAUGUUGCUAUGGGCAUGAUAUAGAAAUUAUGAACUAUGUAAAAGAUUUUACUGUCUCAGUUUGAUAUGACAGUGCUGUGAUAGGAGAUGGGGAAUCAAGAAAUAAGUGUGAAAAGGUCCAUCAGGUCAGAUGAGACUUAUGACAGCAAUGAAAUAAGUUGGAGGCAUAUGUAUGUAUUCAUUUGAAAGAGUGUUGUGUUUCUCAUAGCAACACAAUACUGCAGUUAAUAACACUUGAGCUAAUUGUGUCCGUCCCUGUCCCCUGCUUCGCUCUUGGUUUAAAGGCUCGCGGAUUCUGCUAGGUUCAAUUAACAGAUCGGACCUGCAGACGUUUCUAUGCCACAACCACAAUAAGGUCAGUGACCUUACGCGAGUAUCACUCUACGCGAGUAUCACUCUUAUUAGGUGUUUUGAAAUUGACAAGAUGUCUCAUUCUGUUUUUAAACAUGACAUACCAUUACUUUAUUUUUCAGGGAUUGAAGAAACAGUUGGUGGAUAUGUGUUCUAUUCAGCCUGUUUCUGUCCAGCUCUCCCCUGAUACAACUGUCCAGGAGGUGAGGAGUUUGAGGAGACACUCACUUGUCAGGGACACAUCUUUGUAGGUGUAUGGAGUCAAUAUAGGGCCAGCCUCAGUCUCAGCUGGACUUGUGUCAGUUUCAUCUGUCCUUUGGAGUCCCUGGAUUACAUGCUCUGUCAGUGAAUUAUUCUCUCUCCCUUGUGUCAGGCUCAUGGCGUCCUCAGCAUGCUGUGUGGCGAGAGCCUGUUUGUGACUGAGAGAGGGAGGCUAUCUGGUGUUGUCACAUGGCCAGAGGUGACGAGUGCUUCCCGACACACGCAUGCAAACAUGCACGCACGCACGCACGCACACACACACACACAUAGACCUUACCACUCCUACUUAGAGGAAUGGAGACAGCUACACAUUCUACACAGCCAUACUAAUACAUAUACAGUACAUCUCCAUCAGCUCUCAUUCUUGUUCUCUCUCCCUCUCUCUCUUUCUCUCUCUCUCUUGUUCUCUCUUUCUCACAGAUGAAGAGAAUGAUGGAAGUUUUGGCUGAUGACCUCUAAGAUAUGGACAGACAGAACCGGUAUUAUUUACUCCCAACAAGAAUCUAUCCCUAAAUACGCCGAACAAUAUUGAUUCUUAUAAUGCUAAUAAUGAUACUUUGUCUUCAUUUUAUAAUGAUAAGCUUUUUGGUGAUUUGCUAAUCACCAAUCACCAAGGCUAUUUCAUAACAGUUAUAAGAGCUUAUUGAUAUGCCGCUAGGAGAUGUAACUCCCUUGCGGUUUUGGAUGAUCUUGUUUACUGACCCGGAGAUAUCUCUAAGGACACUGUGAUAUUCAAAGUAAUUACACAUCGUGCCUAAGAACAUCCCUUAGCCUUAGUGUGUUAUUUAUCAGGAUAUACCAUGUGCUCUUAUGCCUUAUUGCGAGUUAGAGCAAUUUCAACCUAUAGUGGAUUCUGUAAUGCCGCAAACAACUUCUCUUCUGCUUCAGACCAUUAUUUACUUAUCUGUUACUCCCAGCAAUUUUCUCCCUUCAAUUCAGUCCUUUUUCACUUUGAACGGAACGACCCAAUGUUGUUGCUGUACGGGUCUGAUUUAGGACUAGAUUCUAUGAGAUCCACGGUAGCCGACACCCGCGGUUGUUUUGGCGGUGUUGCAGGUGGAACUGCGUUAGAGCUGUCAAAUCCACAAGCGGCUUCCGGCAUUAUACCUAAAGCGGACAUUGCCAUUGGCUGAACGGGGUUGCAUUAAAAUAAAUCCCAUGCAGCCUUUUUUACAAGUUCGAACACUGGAAUGUGAGAUGUAAUCUACACCUCAAUUAGGCUGAUAGAAAUCCUCAUUAUUUUGUUUAAUCAUUUUCAAUUUGAUAUAUAGCCUACACUUUCUCGUUCUGAACUUCUAAUGCGAGUGGGACAGGUCUGGUUUAGUGGCAAUGACCACACGAGCAGCUGCUCAGAGAUUUGACAGCUCUAACGCAGUUACACCUCUGCCAUCUCCUCAAUUGGACAUUGUAGGGCUGCAACAGGGGAACAAAAGCACAGAGCCAAUGUGUAAUACAGCAUUGUGUAAAUGUCUAUUGAAAGAACAAGGGGCGAGAUAACGGUAAUAUUCUAAUCUCCCUGUCUCUCUCUCUCUUUCUCACUCACUCACUCUUUUCCCUGCAUCCUUCCUUCUGCUCCCUGGCAGACAAGUGUGAAUAAUGACUAAUCAUAGUUGGGGACUCAGAUAAUUGGGUACACACAUUAUUUCUGCCACCCUACUCUCUCUCUCCUCUCCUAUCUCAGAGCUAUAGGAAGACCCUGAGUGGAGACAUUCUGGAGUGUAAUGCUAAUUCAAGCUUGACAUUUCAUUGUGGCAAAUCCUUCUGAUUACCAUAUCUAUCUUUUCAGUCCAUCUAAUUGAAAUUGGAUUCAAUCAAAAACUGCACGGUGUACGAGCCACUCCACCAUACGUGUGUCACAUAAUUGAACGUAUUAUGGUACAAUGUACACAAUAUGUACACAAAGAAGAAUAGUGAUUCUUGACUGAUGUAUUUUCCUUUGUACAAUUCCUUAGUUCACAUGAUUUAACAAUUUACAAUGUUGUACAUUCAAUAAAGUUUACUCAAAGGCUACAGAUGGUUCUACGUACACCGUAUCUGUGUCUAAAAACUGAACAUUUCAACUGAAAAUACAAAGUCUCUCACUCAUAUGUCUACGACCCAAUUCCUUGCUGUGUGAUUAUUCUUCUCCUAGAAACCCACUUUCUGAGAACUGUUCCUCCUUUGGGUUUUAGAUAACAUGAAUUUUGAUCAGUCACUGGUCCAAAAGUAGUGCUUCUGUUUCGUCUCCCUUUUUAAAGGUGGGGAUGGAAGUGUUCCCCAAACAUUGCUCUUGUGUCUUCUCUUCUGUUCUGCUAGUUGUAAAAAACCUCAUCCUCAUAUAGGGAGCUGCUGUCUACGUGUCGAACGGUGGUGGCCUCUGCAGCUCCAGACCUCCCAUCCUCUGGGGGGCGCCGCUCACUGUCUUGCUGAGAGGGGGGAGAUAUGGGGGAAACAGAAAAGGCUGGGUGUGGAGGCCCCAGGGAGCCGGCAUCGUAGUUGUUGUUGGCCUUUGUGUGGAUACUGUACAGAUGCUGAGGGAGCCCAACGCUGCCAACGUCUAACAGAAAGUGAGACACAAAGUGGCUGUCUGGGGACAGGAAGUUGACAAAACAUAAAUUGUCAUUCAGGGGUUAUUACAUGAGAGAACAUCUCAACAUGAGCUAAAACAGUUAGUGAAACAAAGAAGUGGAAAGAUGGGUUGGAAAUGGUAUUCAACUAAAUACAAGAAGCCUCUACAUUUGACAAGGAUUAUUUUGAUGUGGCACUGGUCAGUGAAUGGUCAGUACCUUGCAGAGGGUCUAAGCUGGAGGAUGGCUGUUCUGGGCCUUCGUGCAUCGACCAGACAUUCAUGGCCGCUUCAGCCAAGGCAAAUUGCUCCGCUACUCCUGAGAAACCAAGGGACAUAGGGGUUAGAAGACCUCCCGCUGGCUUCCCUACUCCAUCACUCAUCAGUGCAGGGGCACAGCUUUCACUGGGGACGGGGGGAACAUGUCCCCCCCACAUUCUGAAAUUGCAUUUUUGUCCCCCCCAGUUUUAUCAUUGGAAUGUGAUACAAAAUGAGGCAUCGGUGUGCUUUAGGACCAUGCGGACGCCUCCAAGUGGUCGGGUAGGCUGUAGGCUGAGGAUUAUUUGUUCUGCUCUGGAGAGAGAGGGGAUAAAGAGGAGGAUUAAGGAGGGAGGAGAAGGUGGAAAAUAGUUUCCUAAGGUUAGAGGCAGAAGCGUGAAAUGUAAGGGUUGUGUAAGGGUUGUGUUCCCUAUAUAGUGCACUUCAUUUGACCAGGGUAGUGCAAUAUAUAGGGAGCAUGGUGCCAUUUGGGACAUACCCAAGGCUUUGUUUCCUCUCUGCUCACCUGCGGCGAAGCGGGCCUCCUUGAUCUCGUCGGUCAGGUGAGAAUAGAGCUGCUCAUCUUCCUGCAGGUCACCCCCUCCUUCACCCCCGCCCCCCCAGCCCUUCCACUCUAUGAGGUGUGCAACGCGCCCCUGGGCCAUGGCCGUGGGCUUGGUGAUGUGCUCCUUGAUCAUCACCACCAGUCCUGA
This is a messenger RNA of Coregonus sp. 'balchen', 14557 nucleotides long. Lineage: Eukaryota; Metazoa; Chordata; Actinopteri; Salmoniformes; Salmonidae. The record is from the annotation of a GenBank genome assembly.